This is a messenger RNA of Ostreobium quekettii, 1998 nucleotides long. Lineage: Eukaryota; Viridiplantae; Chlorophyta; Ulvophyceae; Bryopsidales; Ostreobiaceae. The record is from the annotation of a GenBank genome assembly.
AUGGCCGUGUGCGCGACGCGUUGCCUCGGCGCCAGCGGCGUGGCCGUGCCGCCGCACAUGGUGCGCCUGUCGCCCCGCUCGGGCCUCCGGCGCCGCGGCAAGGGCGCCGGGGGCGUCACGCGGGUUCUGCGGCUGGCGCUGGAGAGGGGGAUCAACUUCUUCGACGUGACGGACAUCCUGGGCGUUAAGGACGCCGUUGAGGUCAUCCGCAGCAGGAGGGAGGAGCUGGUGCUGGCCCUGCGCUUCGGAGCCCGCCGCGAGGACGGCCGCUUGGUGCCUGACUCCACGGCGGCCAGCGUCCGCCAGGCAUGCGAGGCGGGUCUGGAGAAACUGGGCAUGGACGGAGGCCACUUCGACCUCGUGUACCAGGAGCUGCCCGAUCCCGAGACGCCCAUCGAAGCCACUGCGGAGGCGCUGAAGGCUCUUGCGGACUCAGGCAAGGUCAGGGCUGUUGGCCUGGCUGCGGUGGAUGGAGACACCCUCAGCAAGGCGCAUUCCAUACAGCCAAUCUCUGCCGUAUCUUUCCAUUGGUCUGCAUGGAGGCCUGUGGACAGCAAGGGCAGCGUCGUGGCUGUGUGCCGCGAACUCGGGGCCAGCCUCUUGGCAUGCCGGCCUGGUGGUCGCAUCAGUGCUGCUCGGCUCCUGAACAGCGCUGCUGCCGGUGAGAAGGCGAAGAAAGUCCUGGAAGCUUCCCAGUCCAAGGUGCUGAAGAGGCUGGAGGCCAUCAGGGACCGGUCUGCUGCUGUCCUGGCCAUGCGUGUGAAGAGAAUCGCGGGCAUCCAAGCUGACAAGAUGCAAGACCUGGUGAACGCCAUAUUGGACAGGCAGGCUAAGGGGCUGGUCACGAAGGUGAAGCAGCUUCUCCCUGACCAGGAGGGCCCAGCAGCCUUGCAGUUGGCAUCUCUUGCAGCAAAGCAGAAGGAUCUCGCGUCCAAGCGCAUCAACAAGCUCUUGGACAAGCAGCUUGAGGUGUUUGACAAACGGGUGGACAACUUGUCUGGCCUGCCAGGCAGCGAGUUUCUGGAGAAGCUGGCCAAGAUUCAGUCGCACCAACAGCACGUCUUUGUCACAAGGGUGACUCCGAUCCGCAGGAACCAGGCUGACAGAAUGGUGUCCAUGCUGCGUGGCCACCUGGGAAAGGCAUCGCCGGCAGUGAAGAAGGCCGGAAAGGUGCUUGGCAACCAGAGCUGCCGCUUUCUUGCAAGGGUUAUUCAGAAGCAGGACCGACAAAGGCAGAGGAUGGCCACAUGCGCACAGAGGACAAUGGAAGAGCAGCGCAUCAGGGUCGCUGUACAGGUGGAGUCGUUCCUGCAGAAGCAGGUUCGCCAGGUGACCAAGAAAAUCGGGGCGUUCAUUGGCAAAGGGGCUGCCCCUGUGGCGCCCUGCCUCAGGAAGAAGUUGAGCUUGCAGAACGAGAAGCUGACUGUGCGGGUCAAUGCCCUGAUCAACAAGGGGGCUGGAGCACAGCGUAUGAAAGUGGUGCUGACCCAGAUGAUGAAGAAGCAGGCUGCGGGCUUCCUUGCUGAGGUUGAGAUGGUUGUGAAGAGGAGAAACAAGCAGUUGGAGCAGGCUGCCAGAUCUGCAUUGGGAUGGGGGUCCUCCCUGCCAGGCAAGGAUAGUGCCUUGGGGGCAUGCACAGCUGAAACUCUAUCAGAGCAGCCCACUUGCCCAGGCAGUGACCCCACAAAGACAGCGCUGACGAUUGCUGGCAGGAUCAGGGACGUGGCAAAGGCUCGCGGCAUUGAUGUGCCCACGGCUUGCAUGGCAUGGGUCCACUUCCAAGGCGACGACGUAAUCCCUGUUGCCAUCGUUGGAAGGAAGGGCAAGGUGCUGGAUGCGCUGGUGAAGGCGACCAGUGUGGAGCUGACGCCAGAUGAGGCUGCCUGCAUGUGCGAUCCCCAGGCGUCGGAUGCUGAGUGGGAUGACUGUGAUGAAGCACUGCGAAAGAGGGAGGCAAGCACACAGGCCACGACUGAUGGACUGUGCUCAAUGGAUUAG